GCAUGCCGCCUGGAACAGGACGACAACAAACCGCUUAAAUAGCCAAACGCUGACAGUGCAUUUACAUUUGUCACUUUUCUGUGUUGUUAGUGUAGCUCCCUGUUGGCAGAAAUGUCCGGAAAGGCCAAGGACAUCCUACAGAUGGAUCUGUAUGGUUUACUCGGUAUUGAAAGCACCGCUACGCCAAAAGAGAUCAAGAAAGCUUAUCGGCAGAAAGCUUUGACAUGCCAUCCAGACAAGAACCCAGACAACCCGAAAGCAGCUGAGCUCUUCCACCAGCUGUCCCAGGCUCUUGAGGUGCUAACUGAUGCUGCUGCCAAGGCUGCCUAUGACAAGAUUUGCGCUGCCAAGAAGCAAGCAGAAGAAAGAAACCGGAAGCUAGAUGACAGGAGAAAGAAAAUUAAGCUUGACUUGGAGACCAGAGAGCAACAAGCCGAAGCUCAGAGCCAGGAGGAGGUGCAAAUCACUAGAACACUUGAAGAAGAGAUAGCCCGUUUGAGGGAAGAGGGGUCCAGGCAGCUUGAGGAGGAACAGAGGAUCAUCAGAGAGCAGAUACAGAGAGAACGGGAAGCCCAGCAGCAGCAGAGAGGAGGCCACACUCACAGAAACCCAGGAGUGGAGAGAUGUUCACAGAGUAGCGUGACCCCCAAAUUAAAGUUAAAGUGGAAGUGUAAAAAAGAUGACGGCACAAAUGGAGGCUACUCUCAGGACAUUCUUUUCGGACUUCUACAAAAGUAUGGGGACGUCUUGAAUGUGAUUGUAUCGGGGAAGAAGAGAGGAAGCGCUGUGGUCGAAUUUGCAACUGUGAGAGCAGCUGAGCUGGCAGUUAAAAAUGAGAGUGGCCUGAGUGAAAACCCCUUGAAGAUUUCGUGGCUCGAAGGACAGCCUGAGGUUAAAUCCCCAGCAUCUCAACCUGGCCUGUUCAUGUCUUCACAGGGCUCCCUAUCAAAUGAGCGCGACUAUGAGAGCGUGGUGAUGAUGAGGAUGAGGCAGGCCGCCGAGCGACAGAGGCUCAUUGAACAAAUGCAGAGAGAAGACGACGAGGAAGCUGCCGGGACUCGGUACUAGCCUGCAGUUAUUCCAUGAAUACCUGCUUCAGGCUUUAGUUUCAUAAAGCCUCUUUUUUCUUUGUUAUAACGUUUUGUAUGUUAUACAUUGUGUGGAAAAAUAAAUCUUUUUAAUCACUUAAAA
Plectropomus leopardus (leopard coralgrouper) is the source of this 1191-nucleotide messenger RNA. RefSeq names its product DnaJ (Hsp40) homolog, subfamily C, member 17 (gene dnajc17). Lineage: Eukaryota; Metazoa; Chordata; Actinopteri; Perciformes; Serranidae. Gene Ontology annotation, biological process: spliceosomal complex disassembly. The record is from RefSeq and is a predicted model, not a curated record. Gene Ontology annotation, molecular function: RNA binding. Gene Ontology annotation, cellular component: spliceosomal complex.